Messenger RNA from Thelazia callipaeda (thelaziosis nematode), 393 nucleotides. NCBI's taxonomy places the organism in Eukaryota, Metazoa, Nematoda, Chromadorea, Rhabditida, Thelaziidae. The record is from the annotation of a GenBank genome assembly.
AUGGGUGGUCCAAGUAGCGGGUUAAUCCCGAAAGGAGUUGGUGCACCUCCGCCACCAGGAAUGGACAAUCGUCGCGGCAAGCUAAUGUGUAUUAAAGUUCGUAUGCUGGAUGAUUCAGUUGGAGUAUUUCAUUUAGGUCAUAAAGCGCUUGGGCAAGCCUUAUUUGAUGAAGUUUGUCGACAUUUAAAUCUUUUGGAGAGUGAUUAUUUCAGUCUUGAAUUUACUGAUUGCUAUGGCAAUCGUUGUUGGCUGGAUAAAGAUAAGCCUAUUUUACGACAGAUCACAACCACCCAUAGCGAUGCACGUUUCUAUUUCGUCGUUAAAUUCUACACGCCUAAUCCAGCAGAUCUUGUUGAAGAAUACACCAGGUUUUUGAUCUCGAUUUUAAUCUAA